Diplodia corticola is the source of this 2577-nucleotide messenger RNA. Its product is annotated as glycoside hydrolase family 36 protein. The transcript has 3 exons. The coding region runs from base 1 to 2577 and encodes 858 amino acids. NCBI's taxonomy places the organism in Eukaryota, Fungi, Ascomycota, Dothideomycetes, Botryosphaeriales, Botryosphaeriaceae. The record is from RefSeq and is a predicted model, not a curated record.
AUGUACGCCAGUCUCGUCUGUUCGCCGCCGCUGGGUCAGACCACGGUGGUCCCCGCCGACCAAAGCUCCGUUCGCUUCACCGCCCUCAUUGAAACCGACCCUUCCUCGGAAAAGACGUGGGAAGUCGCCCUGUGGCACAAUCAUGCCGCGAAUGCCCAGUGGGAGAAGCUUGUCUUGACCGAAGGAGACCCUGGCCCGUCUCUGAUGGUCGUCGCCCGCCACGAGUCGGCUCCACGUCGUCGAAGGUGCUUCUCUGCCGACCUGCUCGGACGACCGAACCGCCCAGUCUCUUUCACCAUCACCUUCCGCGCUGGCCAAGACGAGCCUUGGAAAUGGGCCAACGAGCAGUUCUCCUAUUGUGAUGGUCACCUCUUGUACCAGCCAGAUGAGCUCGCCAAAGCUCCCCUCUCUGACUACCUCAGCGACAUCAGUCCGGAUCUGCAUAUCGACCACGAAGCAAGUCAAACGUCUGAUACGCUUCUGUGGACUGCAACCGGAAAGGUUGCCGCUGCAGUUGGAACCGAGUCUGGAUGGGCUCGCCACACCCUUGGCCUUCCCACACAUCAAACUAAAUGGUUCGCCCUUGUCCGCCUCUGGAGUCCUUGGCUGGCCCCCCGUCACGGCCGCGAAGUUUUCAAUCCAGACAAAGAGGCUGUCCUCGCGUCUUUUCUGAGGAACGACGGCUCCCACUUGGUCGUCCUUGCCAUAAGCGGCAUAAACGACGUUUUAUCCGAACUUGUGCACGACGGCCACGGCAACGUCGUCAUUCGUGCGCGCAACGAUGCGUCCGAGGAGCAGGAUUCCACCGUCAUUGUUGCGGUCGGCAAAUCUUUUGAGCUCGCCAAUGCUGCAGCCAUGUACCACGCCCGAAGACUCGUCAUGAAGUGGGAUGCUGCCGCCGGCGAGAUCGAAGCCGAAAUCAAAGCUAUGGAAAAGAACGAAAUGCACGCUCAGUGGUUGCAGGAGUGGUACGAUGGGCUGACGUACUGCACGUGGAAUGGUCUGGGCCAGCACCUCACUGAACAGGCAAUCUUUGAUGCGCUGGAAUCUCUCCAGAAGAACGACAUCAACAUCACCACCCUCAUAAUCGACGACAACUGGCAGUCCCUGGAUCACGAUGGAGAAGACCAGUUCAAGCGUGGCUGGUUGGAGUUUGAAGCGAACAAGGAAGGCUUCCCGAACGGUCUUGCCCAUACCACUGCUGAAAUCCGCCAGCGUUACAAACAUGUGUCACACAUCGCCGUUUGGCAUGCAAUCCUUGGCUACUGGGGGGGCAUCUCGCCGGAUGGGAAGAUUGCUCAGAACUACAAGACCGCCGAAGUGGUCAAGAAAGACGGCGUGUCAGGAGGAAAGUUCCUGGUGGUCGACGAGGAAGAUGUGCCCAGACUAUACCGGGAUUUCUACUCCUUCCUGUCCUCAUCCGGGAUCGACUCGGUCAAGACUGACGCUCAAUUCUUCCUCGAUGAGCUCGACGAAGCGGAUGUUCGGAAGCGCCUCAUCCGGACCUACCAAGAUGCUUGGACCAUCAACAUCCUGCGAUACUUCUCCUCCAAGGCGAUUUCCUGCAUGUCGCAGACGCCUCAGAUCCUGUUCCACUCGCAGCUCCCAUCAAACAAACCACGACUGAUGGUGCGCAACUCGGACGACUUCUUCCCCGAGGUGCCAGCCUCGCACCCAUGGCACAUCUUCUGCAACGCUCACAACUCCCUACUUACUCAACAUCUCAACGUUCUUCCCGACUGGGACAUGUUCCAGACGUCGCACCCGUGGGCGUCGUUCCACGCCGCGGCGCGCUGCGUCUCGGGCGGCCCCAUCUACAUCACCGACGUACCAGGCCAACACGACAUCUCACUCAUCCACCAGAUGACAGCCAAGACGCCGCGCGGCUCCACCGUCAUCCUGCGCCCGCACAACAUCGGCAAGACCAUCGACGCCUACACCAGCUACGACGACCCGACCCUCCUCAAGAUCACCACGUACGUCGGCCGCGCCGCCACCGGCUCCGCCAUCCUCGGCGUCUUCAACACCACGCAGCGCAGCCUCACCGAGCUCCUCUCGCUCGACCACUUCCCCGGCACCGAACACGGCGACUACAUCAUCCACACGCACUCGACCAACCAAACGUCCCACACGCCAACCAAGCGCGGCAGCGCCCACAAGAUCCACGUCGACCUCCCCGACCAAGCGUGGGAGAUCCUGACCGCCAGCCCCGUCCACACGCUCUCGACGCCCCACCACGCCGACGUCCAGGUCAGCGUCCUCGGCCUCGUCGGCAAAAUGACGGGCGCCGCCGCCAUCGUCAACUACGACGCCUACGUCGAGCGCGAGGGCUCGCGCCGGCUGCGCGUCUGGACGAGCUUGAAGGCGCUGGGCACGUUUGGCCUGUGGGUGGCGGGCUUGGAGCGAUACGACGUCGAUGCGGAUUUCAUGGCGCUGGUGUUUGGCCAGCCGGUGCCGAGGCAUUGCGUCGCGGUCAGGGGUGAUGUGUUGGAGAUUGAUGUGGCGAGGGCGUGGGACGAGGGCGGGCAGAAGGCUGGGUGGAGCAAUGAGGUUGCUGUGGAGGUGUUUGUGCGGUAG